Messenger RNA from Marmota flaviventris (yellow-bellied marmot), 1674 nucleotides. It is a transcript of the gene Prr35, whose product is annotated as proline rich 35. NCBI's taxonomy places the organism in Eukaryota, Metazoa, Chordata, Mammalia, Rodentia, Sciuridae. The record is from RefSeq and is a predicted model, not a curated record.
AUGUCCCGUGAGGCUGGCUCGUGCCGUGUGGGAACUGGGGCCAGGGCAAGGUCUCGGAAGCCCAAGAAGCCACACUACAUCCCCCGGCCCUGGGGCAAACCCUACAACUACAAGUGCUUCCAGUGCCCCUUCACGUGCCUGGAGAAGUCCCACCUCUACAACCACAUGAAGUACAGCCUCUGCAAAGACUCCCUCUCACUGCUGCUGGACUCCCCAGACUGGGCGUGCCGCCGUGCCCCCUCCUCUCCCAGGCCCCACAUGUCUACCCCAGAUGGUUCUGGGGACCCCCCAAGCCAUGGCAGGCAGCCCACCGUGCCAGACGCCAUGGUCACUGACGGCCUUUCCCAGCGCCAUUGCAGUGAGGUCCCUAAGCCUGGGGCCAAGGGGUCUCCAGAGUCAUUGCCCACUCUGGCCAGGGCUGCUCAGAAGGGUCCUGGCCCUGGUAGGCUCCUGAUGGAGUCCUGGAAGCCAGAGCUGGGCAGUGGUACAAGGAGCAUGGCUGUAGGGGUUGUAGCCUCAACAGGCCCUGAGAGAAGUGUCCCCUGCUACCCACCACCCACCCCGGGUGAAUUCCCAGAGGCCCAGAGCGUCCACCUGUCACUGCUGGGUGUCAACUACCCUCUUGGCCCUGGCCUCUUCUCCUACCUGGGUCCAUCACUGGCUGCUGCUGCCCACAUGCCCUUCUUGGCCUCAGCCAGCCCUCUGCUGCCUCCCGCUGCCACCUUCCCCUCCCCACAGUCCCCUGAGCGGGCAGCCCCAGCCCCUCGCCUAUAUUAUCCUCUGCUCCUGGAGCAGAGUCUAGGGCUACCAGCUGGCAGGGCCGGCCCUGCCAAGCCCUCUAUGCCCCCUAAGGGACCCCCUGGGACUCUGGCUCCUGGGCUGCUGAAGGUGCCCAUUCCAGGGCUGGGGGGGGCCUGGCCCCAUGGCACCCCCAGGGAUCCAGGGCAGGAGGGAGACCCCCAGAGACAGCUGCCCCUGGGGAGCAGGCUGGAGCUCCAGAAGGCCUCCUCAAGCCUGGCGAAGUUUGGUUCCCAGAGCAGCCUGCCAUCAGGCUCCUCCCUGAUGCUCUGGCCUGAGGACAAGGAGCUGGGUGACCCCAAGGCCUCAGGUCCUGAGGUCCCCGUCGCCCAGCAGUCACAGGCCCAGGUGCUGGGAAGCCCAGGACCUGUGGGUGAGGACCUGACCCAGGCCCUCAGCGACUAUGCCAGGGUGGAACAGCACCUGGGGCAGUUGAUGCCUGUUGGGGGCCUGGCCCCCCAACCUCUGCGGGAGCAGCUAGGAAAGAUCCGUCGAGAGCUGCUCACCAUCCACCAGGCACUGGAGCGGGCAGCACGGCCACUGGACACACCUCUUGACCUCUCUGUGAAACGGGUGCCUGCCAAGGGACCUGAGGCACGAGCAGAGGCCUGGGAACUGCCUGAGCUGGGCCCCACACUGGCAAGGGGGACCCCUGAGACUCCCAGCAUGCUGGGCCACACAGCACCUGAGCCCUUCUCCAGCCAUACCACCAAGUGUGAGGCAGACUCCAGUGUCCCACCCCCCGGCCUUCCCCUCCAGGCCCAUGAGGACCCUGUCAUUCCUGGCCGUGGCUGGGGUACUUGUGUCCGGGCUGGGGGCUCCCAGACCCCUAAGGAUAUCCCUGGCCUGCAGAGCCCCACAGGUGCUGAGGUCUAA